This is a messenger RNA of Saimiri boliviensis boliviensis (Bolivian squirrel monkey), 2529 nucleotides long. It is a transcript of the gene ZBTB16, whose product is annotated as zinc finger and BTB domain containing 16. Gene Ontology annotation, biological process: regulation of transcription by RNA polymerase II. Gene Ontology annotation, cellular component: nucleus. The record is from RefSeq and is a predicted model, not a curated record. Lineage: Eukaryota; Metazoa; Chordata; Mammalia; Primates; Cebidae. Gene Ontology annotation, molecular function: DNA-binding transcription factor activity, RNA polymerase II-specific; protein binding.
GGAGGGGGGAGGGAAGGGGGGCAGCUGUGGGCAGGGAGCCGGGCUCGGCCGCCAGCACUAAAGAUGGAGAGGCGCCGGGGCCUUGCAGGGGAGGGGGCUCGGCGUUGACGUGGGACGCGGCGGAGGCGCAGCAGCCGGUGGUGAUUUGCUAACCUCGCAGCAGAGAGGAGUUGAGGGCGAUGAGAGCGGGUACUGCGAACUGCCGGGCGAUGCCGUCGCUGCCGCCGUGAUACGGAGAGCAACAGUUCCUCAGCAACACCCCUCCCCGACACAGGCACACACCCCCCGACAGGCACGCACACCCACCCCACAGUGCCCGGCUCGGCUGCGUCCCUUCUGUUGGCCCAGGAAGCCCACCCUGCCCCGCCACGCAGAGCCCAGAAGGAAAGAGAGCCUCAUGCCUGAGCCGAGGGGAGCACCAUGGAUCUGACAAAAAUGGGCAUGAUCCAACUGCAGAACCCCAGCCACCCCACGGGGCUGCUGUGCAAGGCCAACCAGAUGCGGCUGGCAGGGACUCUGUGUGAUGUGGUCAUCAUGGUGGACAGCCAGGAGUUCCACGCCCACCGGACGGUGCUGGCCUGCACCAGCAAGAUGUUUGAGAUCCUCUUCCACCGCAACAGCCAGCACUAUACUCUGGACUUCCUCUCGCCAAAGACCUUCCAGCAGAUUCUGGAGUAUGCAUACACAGCCACGCUGCAAGCCAAGGCGGAGGACCUGGAUGACCUGCUGUAUGCGGCCGAGAUCCUGGAGAUCGAGUACCUGGAGGAGCAGUGCCUGAAGAUCCUGGAAACCAUCCAGGCCUCAGAUGACAAUGACACGGAGGCCACCAUGGCCGACGGCGGGGCCGAGGAAGAAGAGGACCGCAAGGCUCGGUACCUCAAGAACAUCUUCAUCUCGAAGCAUUCCAGCGAGGAGAGUGGGUAUGCCAGUGUGGCUGGACAGAGCCUCCCUGGGCCCAUGGUGGACCAGAGCCCUUCAGUCUCCACCUCAUUUGGUCUUUCAGCCAUGAGUCCCACCAAGGCUGCAGUGGACAGUUUGAUGACCAUAGGACAGUCUCUCCUGCAGGGAACUCUUCAGCCACCUGCAGGGCCCGAGGAGCCAACUCUGGCUGAGGGUGGACGGCACCCUGGGGUGGCAGAGGUGAAGACGGAGAUGAUGCAGGUGGAUGAGGUGCCCAGCCAGGACAGCCCUGGGGCAGCUGAGUCCAGCAUCUCAGGAGGGAUGGGGGACAAGGUUGAGGAAAGAGGCAAAGAGGGGCCUGGGACCCCGACUCGAAGCAGUGUCAUCACCAGUGCUAGGGAGCUGCACUAUGGGCGAGAGGAGAGUGCUGAGCAGCUGCCACCCGCAGCUGAGGCUGGCCAGGCCCCCGCCAGCCGACCUGAGCACACAGCACCCCCGGCUGAGAAGCAUCUGGGCAUCUACUCCGUGUUGCCCAACCACAAGGCUGAUGCUGUGUUGAGCAUGCCGUCUUCGGUGACCUCUGGCCUCCAUGUGCAGCCUGCCCUGGCCGUCUCCAUGGACUUCAGCACCUAUGGGGGGCUGCUGCCCCAGGGCUUCAUCCAGAGGGAGCUGUUCAGCAAGCUGGGGGAGCUGGCUGUGGGCAUGAAGUCAGAGAGCCGGACCAUCGGGGAGCAGUGCAGCGUGUGUGGCGUCGAGCUUCCUGAUAACGAGGCUGUGGAGCAGCACAGGAAGCUGCACAGUGGGAUGAAGACGUACGGCUGCGAGCUCUGCGGGAAGCGGUUCCUGGAUAGUUUGCGGCUGAGAAUGCACUUACUGGCUCAUUCAGCGGGUGCCAAAGCCUUUGUCUGUGAUCAGUGCGGUGCACAGUUUUCGAAGGAGGAUGCCCUGGAGACACACAGACAGACCCAUACUGGCACCGACAUGGCCGUCUUCUGCCUGCUGUGUGGGAAGCGUUUCCAGGCGCAGAGCGCACUGCAGCAGCACAUGGAGGUCCACGCGGGCGUGCGCAGCUACAUCUGCAGCGAGUGCAACCGCACCUUCCCCAGCCACACGGCCCUCAAACGCCACCUGCGCUCACAUACAGGUGACCACCCCUAUGAGUGUGAGUUCUGUGGCAGCUGCUUCCGGGAUGAGAGCACACUCAAGAGCCACAAACGCAUCCACACGGGUGAGAAACCCUAUGAGUGCAAUGGCUGCGGCAAGAAGUUCAGCCUCAAGCAUCAGCUGGAGACACACUAUAGAGUGCACACAGGUGAGAAGCCCUUUGAGUGUAAGCUCUGCCACCAGCGCUCCCGGGACUACUCGGCCAUGAUCAAGCACCUGAGAACGCACAACGGCGCCUCGCCCUACCAGUGCACCAUCUGCACGGAGUACUGCCCCAGCCUCUCCUCCAUGCAGAAGCACAUGAAGGGCCACAAGCCCGAGGAGAUCCCGCCCGACUGGAGGAUAGAGAAGACGUACCUCUACCUGUGCUACGUGUGAAGAGGGGGCCCGCGGCGGUGGAGCCGAGCGGGGAGCCAGGAAAGAAGAGUUGGAGUGAGAUGAAGUCAAGGAAGGACUGUGAAAAAU